This is a messenger RNA of Perkinsus marinus ATCC 50983, 198 nucleotides long. RefSeq lists its product as hypothetical. Lineage: Eukaryota; Perkinsozoa; Perkinsida; Perkinsidae. The transcript has 2 exons. The record is from RefSeq and is a predicted model, not a curated record. Bases 1 to 198 code for a protein of 65 amino acids.
AUGCCUAGGACGCUUGAAAGUGGACGUAUACAUGAACGUUGUGUGUACGCUGGUGAAUCUACGACUACCUACGUUACUGAGGAUGGACCAUGGCCUACGCGGCUGGCGAAUGUCGUCAUCAAGAAUGUGAAGGCUCACAAGAGGGUCAUAGAUUUCCUUCCUAGAGGAGGAUCGAUCACAAUCCUCACUCCUGAUUAG